Ziziphus jujuba (common jujube) is the source of this 1553-nucleotide messenger RNA. Its product is annotated as phospholipase A1-IIgamma. Gene Ontology annotation, molecular function: glycerophospholipid phospholipase A1 activity. The transcript is spliced from 2 exons. The coding region runs from base 72 to 1271 and encodes 399 amino acids. The record is from RefSeq and is a predicted model, not a curated record. NCBI's taxonomy places the organism in Eukaryota, Viridiplantae, Streptophyta, Magnoliopsida, Rosales, Rhamnaceae. Gene Ontology annotation, biological process: lipid metabolic process.
AAGGCAAAAAAAGCAAUAGAGAGUCAAAAGAAAAUUGAAUUUCAAAUAAAGAAAGCAAAAUUAGAGUGAUAAUGGAGCACAUAGCAAGUAAAUGGAGGGCUAUGAGUGUUGGGAACAACUGGGAGGGUCUGUUAGACCCUCUCAACAAUGAUCUUCGACGAUACAUCAUUCAUUAUGGUGAAAGAGCCGAAGCUGCCGGGGCUGCCUUCAUCAGCGAGGUGAAAUCCAAGAAUGUUGGACUCCCUCGUUAUCCAAAGACAAAUUUGUUCUCAAAGAUUGGUUUGGAGCAAGGAAAUCCAUUCAAAUACACUGUUAAGAAAUACAUCUAUGCAUCAACAUCCGAAAUAACCGAGAACACUCCAAUGGGAGCCGCGGGGAACUCAAACUGGAUCGGUUUUGUUGCAGUCUCUACUGAUCAAGGAACUCAUGUUUUAGGAAGGAGGGAUAUUUUGAUUUCGUGGAGGGGAACCAUUCGACAUGCAGAGGAGGCCAUCGAUUUAAAAACCCUUCUAAUUCCAGCUCCAACUAUAUUUGGAUCAGAAAAUAAUGAUGCUAAGAUUCACCAUGGUUGGUAUUCAUAUUAUACCCAUGCUGAACCUGGGUCAACCUACAAUUCAACUAGUUCUCGAGAACAGGUUUUAGAGGCGAUUAGCAGGUUGAUAGAGGAAUAUAAGGAGGAGAUAGUCAGCAUUACCGUGACAGGCCACAGCAUGGGUGGUGCACUUGCAAUUCUGAAUGCAACUGAUAUUGUCUUCAAUGGAUUUAACAAGCCAACCACCACUGGAGGCAAGGUGUGUCCAGUCAUAGCAAUUGUGUUUGGAUGCCCUCGUCUUGGAAACCAAGGUUUCAGCGACCUUUUUUCCGGACUCAAAAAUCUUCACGUCUUGCGAGUUAGAAAUUCCAAGGACAUUGUCCCUGAUCUUCCAAAGCACGACCUUCUUGGUCACAAAUACAUUCAUGUCGGAAACGAGUUUCCUAUCGACACAACCACAUCGCCAUACUUGAAAAGCCAUGAUUCUAAUCAUGCAGCACUUCAUAAUUUGGAUAUCUAUUUGCAUGGAGUUGCAGGACCAAAGGUGGUUGAUGGAAAAAAUGAGUUAGAAGUUGACAGGGAUAUUGCAUGGGUGAACAAACAGACGGAUUUAUUAAAAGAUGAAUAUAAUAUUGUUGCUAAUUGGUGGGUUAAGGAAAAUAAAUCUAUGGUUCAAAUGGACGAUGGAAAGUGGGUGCUCAAGGACCCUGAGAUAGCUGGAGAAGAUGAUUAUAUAUAAUUAAUAUAUAAUCGAUCAUUGCCGCUUGAUUUGAACUGCUUAAUUCUUCUUUGUCGUCUUGGCUGUAUGAGCUAGCUGAGUUUGGGGCUCAGAUAUUGUCUCUCAAAAUAAAAAUAAACUUUGGCAAUGCCACUUAAUUUGUUAAAACUCAUAUGUAUUUUGUUGUUUUGUUGUUUGUUUUCAAUAAGUUUGGCCCUCUGCUUUGGGUCUAUAGCAGAUAGGAUUUUCCUUUGUAACUUAAUAUGUGUGGUUUGUUUUCAAUAAAAAACUUGUCUUUCUCUA